Messenger RNA from Petromyzon marinus (sea lamprey), 15022 nucleotides. RefSeq names its product castor zinc finger 1 (gene CASZ1). Gene Ontology annotation, molecular function: RNA polymerase II transcription regulatory region sequence-specific DNA binding; DNA-binding transcription factor activity, RNA polymerase II-specific. Gene Ontology annotation, biological process: positive regulation of transcription by RNA polymerase II; regulation of neuron differentiation. Gene Ontology annotation, cellular component: nucleus. Lineage: Eukaryota; Metazoa; Chordata; Hyperoartia; Petromyzontiformes; Petromyzontidae. The record is from RefSeq and is a predicted model, not a curated record.
CUUCCUCCCAGCCCCCCCCCCCUCCUGCCCCCACUUCGCCGCCCCCCACUUCGCAGCCCCCCGCAGCCCCCCACGUCGUCCGUCCACGUGGCUCCCGGGAAUCUCCGUGCUUCAAGCUGCGCGACGUUCAAACGACGACAACACCGCCCUCGACGUCGUCGUCGUCAGCCGCACGAAAUCGAGGGCACCAUGAGCCUGCCAUCACACACGCGUGAGAGGACGGACUAAGGAGGGGAGAGAGUGCGUUCAUGAUGGCCUCUCGCAGAAAGGGAGGCCUGAAACUCAAUGCCAUCUGCGCCAAGCUUCACGCCCGGCCCGGCCACACACAGACCCAAACCUCGUCACAGUCUGCGAGCGAAGAUGACGAUGGCGACGAAAACAAAAUGGCCACUGGAAACAAGAUGGCGGAGGGGAGUGGUGACGAGGGAGACGGAAAGAUGGCGGAUGUGGAGUGCGCCGAGCGGCGCCGGGAGCUCAUCGAGCGCUGGGCCAACGGGGAGCUGGGCCUGGGCGACUCGGGGGGUGGGCAGCAGGGCCCACGCACUGGCGUCGCUGAUGAAGACGACGCCGACGAUGCGGACGGCGACGACGCUUCCCGCUCCCCGAGGGCGGCCGAGGAAAGGCCUCUCCUGGAAGUGCAGGCCCCAGCCGGAGUGAGCGACCUCCUGGGCGCCCUGGGCCUCCUCGAUCCAAGGACGCGAUGCGAGCUGGAGCGAGCGGCCUCCGUCAUCAUGUCCUCCUCUUCCUCCCCCUCCUCCCCCUCGCUGGUGAUGACCACAACCACGGCCGUGGCAGCGAACCACCAGCACCACCACCACCACCAGCACCCCCACCACCACCUACAGCCGUCGCAGCAGCAGCAGCAGCAGCACCCACAUGGCAACGGCAACCCCGCCCACGCUCGCGCCGCCCGCGCCAACGGCCCGCCGCGGGAGCCAGCGCCGGACUUCGGCAAGGCCUAUGAGGCGGCGCAGCCCGCCUGCGACACCGCCGAGUCGUCCGACGCCGCCGCCGCCGCGAGGGCCGGGCAGCACGCCCUCCCCCACGCCCGCGCCUCCAAGUACGACUUCUUCAUCCGAAAGCUGCGCGCCGGCGAGAGCAUUGCCCCCCCGCAGGAGCACGAGCCGGCGCCGGGUACCGCCGCGUCACCGUCCGCGGGCCCUGCCGGCGCCGGCGCCGCCGCCGCCGCCGAGAUCUCCGACGGGUUCGGCGUCGCCGAGUCCCGCGCGCCGCAGCUCCCGAAGUUACCGCGGGCCAGCCACGACGGCGCCGGCUGCGUCGGCGGUGGCAGCUCGAGCAACGCCGCGGCGGCCGCCUGCAAUCACGUUGCCGCUGGGAGCAACGGCGGCACCGGCGGCGCCCAGACCAACCGGCGAGUCUCCAAGUACGACUUGGAGAACGUCAAGUACCUGCACCUGUUUCGGCCAGGGGAGGAGGGCUCGGGGGGACCCGGCUCACGGGGGGGCUCGACGCCGCUCAUGGCCGGGGGCGCCAUUGCCUUCAAGACGGGCCGCGUGGGACGGCCCUCCAAGUACGACGUGAAGGGGGCCGACAAGAUCUCGCAGAUCCGCGCGCUCGCCAACGCCAACUCGGCCGCCAUAUUGCAGAAUCACCACCCGCACCAGCAGCAGCAGCAGCGGCAGGGACAGGGACAGGCGGCACCUCCCCUGCACAGCCCCGGAGCCAGCGGCAAGACCUGCAUUGCUCUGUCGCACGGCAGGAUGUUAAGCUUUUUCCCGAGCGACUUUGGGGUGAAGAGCGAGGUUGUGGUGAAGGGAGAGCAGCAGCAGCUGCUGACGGGUGGUGGCGGUGGUGGCGGCGGCGGCGUCGUCGGUGGUGGUGGUGGUGGUGGUGGCCACUUGGCGAGCGGGCAGAGGGGAGGACUCGAAGCUGCAGCUGUGGCGGCUGCGUUCCUGCGAGCAGAGUCCAUCACGAGCGGCACGGUGUCUUCCGUCAAGAACGGCCUGCCAGUGGAGAAAGUUCCAAACGGAGAUGAAUCAAACAUCUACCAGAAAUAUAUUACCAAGUUCGGGAGCACUCAGCAAUGCGGCCAUGCCCACUGCGCCUACCAAUACAAGGAGCAUUACCACUGCAUAGACCCCGAGUGCAACUACCAACGCUUCACGAGCAAGCAGGACGUGAUCCGUCACUACAACAUGCACAAGAAGCGCGACAACAGCCUGCAGCACGGCUUCAUGCGCUUCAGCCCGCUCGACGACUGCUCUGCGCACUACAGCAGCUGCCACCUCAAUGGGCGCAGCACCCAUUACCACUGCAUGCAGGUUGGCUGCACCAAGGUGUACACGAGCACCUCGGACGUGAUGACGCAUGAGAACUUCCACAAGAAGAACGCGCAGCUCAUCAGCGACGGCUUCCAGCGCUACCGCGCCACCGAGGACUGCGGCACGCCCACGUGCACCUUCCACGGGCACAAGACGACGCACUUCCACUGCCGGCGCAGCGGCUGCUACUUCACCUUCAAGAACAAGUGCGACGUGGAGAAGCACAAGUCGUACCACGUGCGCGACGACGCCUAUGCCCGUGACGGCUUCAAAAAGUUCUACAAGUACGAGUCGUGCGGCUUCGCGGGCUGUGCAUACGCGCGUGCCACCAACCACUUCCACUGCAUCCGCUCGGGCUGCGCCUUCACCUUCACCUCCACGAGCCAGAUGACGUCGCACAAGCGCAAGCAUGAGCGACGCAGCUCCGUGCGCGGCGGCGACCGGCCCGGAGCCCCCGCUGGGACCGGCUGCGUCUCCACCCUCAACCUGGUGCCUUCGCCCCUGGAUAGGAAACCGCUUCAGGCUGAACUGGCGCUGGCCGGCAGCAGCACGUUUGCGGCGUUCGCCCCGCCCGGAUUCUCCGGCACGGCCCAGUUCCGCUUCGAGGCGCCGGCGAAUUUCAGCGCCACCCUCUUCCCGGCCGCGACGGCUGCGUCAAACUUCGGCAAGCAGCCCGGCCUCUCCGACACCUUGCUGCCGGCGACAAAUUACGCGGCCGGCUCCCCGUUUCCACUUUCCACCGCAGCGGCGGGGGCGGCGACCACAACGACGACCGCGACCACGACCACGACGACGGCGACCGCGGCCGAUUUGACGGCGGCGAUGAGCGCGGCCACGGGGCGGUUGACGCCCACGUCCGACACGGAGGCCGGGGCCGGCCCCGCGCGAGCGGCACCCGUCGCCGUGCCCGCGACGCCCGUGUGCGCCAUCGACGGGUGCGGAGCGCCAGCCGGCAGCUGCUGCCCACUCGACGGGCACGCGGGCACGUCGGAGGGCGGCUGCCGGGCGUCGGCGAGCGCCUGCUUCGGCCCCGUGGUGGCACUUGUCGGAGCGGGGGGCGGCAAUUCCGCUUCGUCGGCCUGUUCGGCUUUACCAUCCUCCGUCGCUUCGGCGUCGUCGGCGGCGGCGUUCCACCCGUCGUCGAUCAUGCUUUUGACGCAGCAACAUUUCGGAAUGCAGCAGCAGCAGCAGUCGGAAGCGCAGCAGGCUGGUGUGCUGCUGUCUGCGCCGGGUGUGCCCCCGAGGCCCGAGUUGAAGGCUUCGUCCGGUUCCCAGAUCCACGGCAUCAUGCCGGCGAUCAGCCUGGGUUUAGGCCUCGGCCUGGGUCUCGGUCCGAUCCCGAUUGGCGUUCCCUUGCGGCAGAUUCCUGUGCAGCUGCUGCAGCUGGCAGCAGCCGCAGCAGCCGCCGGCGUCGGCGGCGCUCACUUCGGCACGCGCCUUGGAGACGCUCGUGGAGACGACGGUGCUGCCUCAAAACCCCUAGGCUCUGCCGGCCACACGGCCGCUGCCACUACCACCACCGCCUUUGGCGGAAGCAACAACGCAGAAGCGGCAGACGACAAUGACGACGAAGAAGAGGAGGGGGAGGAGGAAGACAAUGACGACGACGAUGAUGACGAAGACGAUGAUGACGACGACGAUGAUGAUGACGACGAUGACAAGGAUGCAGACGAUGAUGAGGAUGAUGAUGAGGAUGAUGACAAUGACGUGGACGUUGACGACAGUCUAGGUCAAACAAAGUGCAAGGAUUCGGAGGCGGAGGGCGGCGGCGAUCAUGCGGCCAUCAUCGUGAAGGACGAGGAAGAUGAAGACGAGGGGGAGAUGGUGGCUGGAGCUGAUGGAGAGAAGACGGGGAAGAGGAAGCGUGGAAUGCGAAGAGAGCGGCGGCGGCGGCGGCGGCAGCAGCAAGGGCUCGGCGAGCGGAGGAAGCGCCGCAGGUUGGGAGACCACGCGGACGUCAUCGACGACGAUGAUGGCGACGAUGACAGCGGCGGCUACGCCGACAACGGUGAGCUGCCCGCGAAGAAACACGUCCCCGGGCCACGCAGCAGAGAGAAGGAAGCCGAGGACAAAGGAAGAGGAGGAGAAGACGGUGACGACGACGACGACGAAGACGACGACGACGAAGACGACGAAGACGACGAAGGGGAAGACGUCGGCGACAGCGGCGACAGCGGCGGAGGGGAUGGUGACGAGUCGACGGAGUUGUCGUCGGGCCCGGCGCCGCGGGGGCCGCAGGGUGGCAGCGCGAGGGUCGCCUCCCCGUGCCUCAGGAUUUCGCCGGAGAUGGCGCGCCUGGCGGCCGCGGCUCUGAGACCUCCCCCGCCGGGGGCCGUGACGGCGUCCGUGAAGAAGGAGCACGAGGACUGCGUGGGAGACGGACUCAGCCAAUGGGAAGGCUCGGCCAGAGUUCAAAUCAAACAAGAACCCUGUGAUCAUGUAAACCCCGACCCAAGCCCAAAGAAUCAUGGGCCAUUGAUAGAAGGACCCUUGGCUGGAUCCUUGUCGUCUUUUCUGCUCAGGACUGGAAUGGGGCUCUCUGAAUCGCUGAGCCUGCAGACGAGUGGCCAAUCAGGCGCAACUUUCAUCAACCAAUCCCUGAGGGCUGCCAUCAAGCAUGAAAACCCAACAGCAUUAUGGGAAAAAUACCUACAACGGUUUACGGACGGCGCGUGCCGGGAGCCGGCGUGCGAUUUCUCGCACUCGGACCACGUGCACUGUCGUGUCGACGGCUGCGGUGCGAUCUUCCGUACCAUGGACGGUGCCAACAAACACGCGAGUUUCCACGGCCGCGUUGAUGGCUGUGGGCCUGUCGCCGUGGUGACUGGCUCCCUGCUUCCCUCCCUGCUCGCCUGGACACAGCAGCAACAGCAGCAACAGCAGCAGCAGCAACAGCAGCAGCAGCAACAGAAACUGUCUCUACAUCAACCGCUGCACCAAGCUGCCCUGCACACACAGCAGCAGCAGCAGCACAGACAACCACUACCCACUCACGCACAGCCGGACCUGAUAGGUGUGCAGCAGCAGCAGCAACAGCCGCAACAACAACAACAGCAGCAGCAACAGCGACCCGUGCUUCAGCAGCAGUUGAUGAAGCCGUUUGCGAUGAACAACCACUUGCAACCGCAGCAGGUGGUGACGGGUCAGCAGCUGAAUGGGCAGCAGAUGAAUCUGCAGGAGCAGCAGGCGGUGGUGCAAGUGCAACAGCAGUACCAGCAUUUGCUGCGCACGCACUUGGAUUCGCAGCAGUCAGCGCAUCAUCAUCAGCAGCAUCAGCAGCAUCAGCAGCAGUCUCACACGGCCCGGCUUCAAGAAUCGCAGCCACAGAUUAAGCCAGGCUUCCUGCAGUUCGAUGAGAACGACCCGUGCCUGAGUCCCGAGUGCAAGUACGCGCGUGCGCGCCACUUCCACUGCCUGUUCGGCGCGUGCAAGUACGUGUGCAAGAGCGCGGCCAAGGCGGAGUCGCACUGCACCGACCACGUGACGCCCACGCACUGCACGGAGAGCGCUCGUCGCCACUUCCACUACCACUCCGCGCAGGAGCCCUGCCCCCUGCCGGAGUGCGAGUUCCGUUCACGCGGCCACUACCACUGCGCACGCGGGGGGUGCGAGUUCGCCACCAACGUGAGCACCAAGCUGCCGUGGCACGUCAAGAAGCACGACAAGGCCGAGCGGCGCGCGGCCAAUGGCUUCAAGUACUACACCAAGCGCGACGAGUGUGGGCGUGACGGGUGCAAGUACGGCCGGGUGAGCAGUCACUUCCACUGCAUCAGGGACGGCUGCUCGUUCUCCUUUCUGCUCAAGCACCAGAUGACAUCGCACGCACGCAAGCAUGCGCGCCGUGCCCUAUCCCUCGGAAACCAGACUCCGCCCACUCCGCCCGUCGCCAUGGACGUGCACGUGGAGAGGGCCCGAGGAGCCUCUCUGCCCAUCUCCCCUUCGCUCUCUCCGUCUCUCCCCAUGCCUCUCUCUCUUCCAACACCAAUCCCUCAGCCACUGGCGCAAGCUCCCUCCACGUCCUGUCAUUCACUCUCGCUUGCACCACCCAUCUCAUGCCUGGCCCUACCUACUCCCUGUCUGGCACCGCCUACCUCCUGUCAAUCAUUGCUGCAGCCUGCACCCACAUCAGGAAUAAAGCGUCGCGUGUGGAUCAUAGAAGACAUGUCCCCCUUCGGCAAGCGACGCAAGACCACGACCACCAAGAAGACAUUGCCAAUGACCGUGGUGACAUCGGCGACGAAUACGGACAGCAACACGAACAACGGCAGCAACACCAGCAGCGGCACUGGCAUCGGUGGCCACAAGUCUGAGCUGGGAGACGAUGGUUACGUCCCCAGCGUGGAGUUCCUGGGCUCCGUGCCCAUCAAGGCGGAGCCGGCGUCGACUCUGGGCGAUGACUGGGGCAACAGUGCCGACAGCUUUGAUACCAGCGCGGCCGUGACGCCGUCGUCGGCGGUGCCCGGCAGCAGCGGCGGGAGCGGCGAGUGCUCGCCCACGGCCGGAGCGUGCGUUGCUCCGCUGGCGUUCGAGGCGGUGCAGGCCGGAUGCGUUCCAGCUAAAGCGAUGGGCGGCGCCCCUCCGGCGGUGGUGGCGGUGGCGUCGGCCGCGUUGGGGGCGAAUAGGAGCCCUGUGGCAGCUGACGGUGCGGCGGUGGACAAGACGGCGGUGGCCAACAGCGUCCUGUCGGGCUUCCUGCGCUUCGACCUGCGCGCCGACUGUGCGGACGUGGGCUGCCACUUUGCACGGCGUGCCACACACUACCACUGCGCGCGCGACGGCUGCGGCUACCGCUUCUGCGGGCGCACGCACAUGCACAAGCACGCUAUGCACCACGAGCGCGUCGACAGCCUGGUGCUCGACGACUUCCGCCGCUAUAAGGCCGGUGCGCUCUGCCCGUAUGCACGCUACAUCCCUGUGUUGUCCGUACCCAGCCACGACUCUGCGCAGCAGCAGCAGCAGCAGCGUUGUGGGUUGGACAGCAGUGACGCAAGCGAAGGAGGUGGAGAAAGUAGCGGCAGCAAAAAUACAGCUGGUCAGCAGUUGGUGAGCAUGGAUAGCAAGCUCUCGGAUGCCUCUGGUGAUGGCAAAUCUGCGGUCGCAACGUACGCAGCUGGUGGAGAAAAUGACGAGGAAGCGGGCGAUCGGCCGAGCGGCACGGAGGCCACCGAGUCCGCACCGGGAAGUGAAGGAGCAGUUGCACCGGAGAAAGCGGAGACGGCGGUGCCACCCAGUCCAUCCUCGUGCGGCGAAGAUGACUCGAUGACGACAACAAACUCUCUCGCGAUGGACGGUGCCGCUGCUACCGCUGCGGAAAAUGACGCGCAACCAGACCUGAAGAAGGCAGUGACCACACCGCCGGACAGACCGCCAGUGGACGAGGACGCGUCACGCGGCAGCGGCGGAAAACCGGCGAGCGCAAGGAGAGCGGCGGCGGCGAUGGCACCGUUGGCCUCCAGGGGCGACACGGUGAUAGUGGGCUGCCCGUUCGCGGGCCGCGCGACGCACUUCCACUGCCUGCGCUGCGCAUUCGCCUGCGCCGACUCCACCAAGGUUCCCGCCCACCGCAAGCAGCACGCCAAGAUGGCCGCCGUGCAAGCGGCAGGCUUCCGCCAGUUCGGUUCGGCCGUCGAUUGCGCCCCCGCCGUCGCCGCCAUCCUGAGUGCGGGCGCUGCUGCUGCUGCUGCUGCUACGGCAGCCGGCAGCAGCGGCGGAGCCGUCAUCGGUGGUGAGGUGGCUGGGCCUUUGCCGACAAGCGCAGUGGUCACAUUGGGGGCAUCGAGCACUGCAAUAGCGGGAGCGUCUGCUGCGUCGGUCCUGCCUUGUGCGGUGGCGCCUAUUGCGCCGGGCGUGGUGGCAACCGCCGCUGAAUGGAGUAAUGCCGGGGUGGCGGCCAUCGUGGAUGCCACGGCAGCAGCUUCGGCUACUGCGGCGCCCACUGCAAACGCCGGGUUCCGGCAGUUCGGCUCGGCCGUGGACUGCGCGCCAGCCGUCGCCGCGAUCCUGACAGCGGUGGCAGCAGCUGCGGCGGCCGCGACAGAUCCAGCGGAAAGGAUGGCAGCCACCCGGAGUGAGGAAGCGACGGCGAAUGGAGGGGUGAUGGCCGCCGCGGCCACCGCCACUGCCGCUACCAAUCCAGGUCCCAUCGAUCCUGAGGAGGCGAGCGAUGCUCUGGGCGGGAACAUCUCGGAAAAUCCACCCGCUCUGCCGAACCCGGAAGUCGAUGGUGAAGAUGCCCCACGUUCGGAGGUGGCGGAGGUGACGGAGGUGGCGGCGGUGAAGGACGACAGUGGGGGGACGGUUGCGCCAACGGGUGGUGAUGCUGUCGCGGCCAUCGCGAUCGCGAGCCCCGACGCAGGGCAGCAGGCCGGGUGCGUGGCGAGCCAGAUGGCCGGCGACAACGGUGGCAUCGGCGGCGGAAAUCCCAGCGCCAUAACUAACGGGCCGGGCACGGUGGUUGUCGUCGAGUGUCGCUACCGCUUACGCUGUUCGCACUUCCACUGCGCCGUCGCCGGCUGUGGCCACGCCGUCGUGGGCACCGCUCAGAUGGAGUCCCACCGCCGGCGCCACCAGCGCAACAACAGCGGCGGCAGCGGCGGCAGCGGUGGCAGCGGCGGCAGCGGCAGCAACAUCGUCCUCUCGUACCCGCACAACAACCAGAGCAACCCUCACCUCCUCGUGAGCACCAACCCAACUCGAAUCCAGCAACAAUCUCCGAUGAAACCGCAACAAUCUCCGAUGAAACCGCAGCAGCAGCAGUUGUUGCAACAGCUGUCAUUGCAGCAGCAGCAGCAGCAGGUAACACGAUUGCCAUCGCAAAAUCAACAGCAUCAGCAGCAACGUGGGCUGGAACUGGAGUGGCAGUGGAAGCAGCCGCAUUUAACGCAGCAGUUUCAACCGCUGGUGGUACGGCCCCAGCUUUUGACGGUUCAGCAGGCCGAGUUGUUACGUCAGGUGCAGCAGCAGGGCCAACAGCUGCGUGGGCGACUACAGCAGCAGCAGCUGAGUGUUGUGCAGCAGCAGGAGGAUGUGGUGGCGUUGAAAAAGCAGCAGCAACAGCAGCAGUUACACCAACCACUGUUGCAGCAGCAGCUGCUAAAGCAACAGUGCGAGAUGAUUCAGUUGCAGCAGCAGCGACAAACGCCGCAGCAGCAGAAUCAGCGCGUACAACCACAACAGCAGCCGCGGCAGCCCCUACCGCACGAGCAGUUGCAACUGCAGCAGCAGCAGCAACCUCCGGAGCAGCAGCAGCAGCAGCAGCAACAGGAGGGGGAGCGUAACAAGGUGGCCGUGCGAGCGACUGCGGAAGAUGACUCGUUGAGGGGCGGCAACGAUGGCAACUCUUUCUCCUCGCCGUCCUCCUCCUCCUCGUCGUCGUCGCCGUCAUCGGCGGCCUCGCCGCCUUCGUCGUCCUCCUCGUCGGUCGCUGUGGAGUCCGUCGUCGUCGCGCAGAGUGCGUCGUCGUCAUAGCCCCCCUAUCGAGUCGCCACCGCCGCCUCAGCAGCAGUCCAAAUCCCCAAAAAACAAACCCCCCCCCACCACCCACCAUCAACAAACCGAUCGAAACGGCUUUAUAGCCAACCAACACAUGCAGGGAAAAGCUUACACACGCAUGUUGUGUGUAAUGGGUUAUAUGAUACGUGUAACCCCCCCCCCACACACACACACACAAAAACACUCAGCGAUGAAAUCUGGAAAAUAAUACAACUUUUUUUUUGGGGGGGGGCUUUUAUUUGGGGAUCGAUUACGACGUGAGAAUAUGCAAUAGGUGUUUACUUGCAGGCGUGCCGUGGGCAAAACAAUGCGCGCUCACACAGCUCACAACAUUGCAACGAUCGGCGUGACCUUUGCACCUUGCGGCGCGACCUUUGCACCUUGCGGCGCGACCUUUGCACCCUGCGGUGCUCCGUGGGUCGUGCACGGUGCGCACAUCGCUAACAGGCUGGGGGGAGGGGGGCAAUCGAGUUCGCGGAGUGAGCGUGCUUUGCCUCAUUAAAAAAAACUUUUUGUAGGAAAUGUAUGCAAAUUUAUGCUAAUUUAUGCCAGCCGAUGGUGCGGCGCGUGAGGAGGAGGGAGCUGCUCGUGGAUGCAAACACUAAAGUGUGUUGAUUUCAUGGCGUGCCGGCCAAUCGGAACGAUCGCCGAGACUGGGCUGCACGAUGUACGUAUGCAAAACGAUGCAGAGCUGGCCAACGGGAGGGCUCGGAUUAAUGUAUGCAAACGUUACGAUAAUUUAAGCCGGCCAAUGCGAUUGCUCGCCCGCUGUUUUGAGCUGGAUAUAAUGUAUGCAAAUGUAUGCUAAUUUAUGUAAUAUGCAGACUUUAUUGAAUGUGGUUUCGCGUGAUGCAAUGGUGUUAAGACGGUUUCGAAUAUUUUAAGUUUUCAGUUUUUGGUUGGUUUGAGGUUAUAAUCAGGAAAGAGUGACUUUGUGCAUUGUAACUGUUUUAGGUUUAUUUAAAGAGAAAAAGACGGCACGCGACGGUUACCACACCCUGGCCCGGCCCAGGCAUUAAGUGAGCCUUCACGUUGGUGUUUAACACAGGCAACGGGAGCUGAGCGUGCACCUGAUCCACGUGCCCGUGGCUCGGUUAUUACCUCACUGACGGGAGAUUAUUUCGUUUCAUCGACGUCAUGCAUCAACCGGUGCCUCCGAUCAUCACAGUCGGAUCGCUCAUUCUGAGACAAAGCAAAUUACACCUGAAGCACUCUUUAACGUUUCCAACCACGGCCCAACGUUGGCCCAACGUUGGCCCAACUUUGGCCCAACGUUGGCAACGUGUUUACUGGGAAAUGCCGCGCGAUUUUGCCACCAAUGUUAUUUUGCAACCAAUCAUAUGGUGAUCUAGCCAGGUGAAAUGUUUGCAGAGUGCUCAAAGCACAGUCGGGAAAACAUAAAGUUGCAGCUUCAUAUCCUGGCCAGGCUAAAGUCAUCGUCCCUAAGGGGUCGAUAAGAACUAUUUUACAGGAAACCAACAUCGGUCAUCCUUACAGAUGAACAAGGUCCCCAGCGUGGAAAUGUGCCACAUUUUCCACCACUGGUUCAGGACAACCGGCAGAGAUGAGUGCCACAACAAUUCUGAGUUCAUCAGGCACACUUGGAUGUGACCCGACUCUGAAAACAGGCUGCAUCCUUGAUAUUAACUGUAUUUUAUCCGUACUUGAAUUUACAACUCAACAAAGAGAAAUGUCUAUACAUUCUCGCGUGAUCUCAAUGCGGUCCGUCAGCGCCGAGUAUAAACCAAUGGACUGCAUGAUGUGUGCCCGACCAUGGCUGUCAGUUUUUGGCUUCGGGAUUUUAAGCGUCAUUUUCUAACGACGCGCAGAAAGGUGUGUACGAAGAGCACUCGGCCUUUGUGCGUUACGCAAACAAAAAUCAACAGUUCCUGAAGAACUUUCUAAAGAGAAAACUAGACUGGUUCCAUCAUUCGUACUCAUCAGAACGGCAUAGUCUGUAACGAUGGGGUUUCUCGCCAUUUACAGAUUCGAUUCAUUGGUAGUCCAUGAGCCAAGGAAGAUAUUUGGCUUGUAGGUACCACCUUUGAUGGUAUAUCUUUUUCAGUUCAAAUUCCUUUGUGUGGCCAAUAACAGUGCUUUUUUUUUAAAUCAUACCUAUUGUAAAAGAGAGUGGAUAUCAAGUAAUUCACUAUUGGCCAUGUAUAUAAAUAAUUACUACAAAAAUGUGCGCUCCACCUGUUCCAUCUGUUUGGGACAGUUGCCCCCCCGGAUGCGUGCGUUUUCUCCGAGCGCUGCGGUUUCAUCCCACGUGCACACACCCUUUAAUUGGCUGCAAAACAUCUUCAUAUGUAGAUGACCGCAGAGCUUGGGCAAUUGUUGGCACCAGGUCACCACCUGGCUGCUGCCCUCCCACUUGUCCCUGGUUUCCCCCUGUCCUGACGCCUCCGGGGGUUGCUCUCUCUCGCUUCGAGAGCGAGCGAGCGAAUACCGUGAGCCGCAUGAGUUGACAUUACCAUUUGUUCAAGUGUAUGCUGCCUGAGGUGGUACACAUUUUCUGCCUGUGGCCCCAUGGGCCUCCAGUGCAAGCUGCAUUUCCGGUGUGCCAAGCGCACAGCUCACAUCGCCACGUGUUCAGGGGUGCGCAUGGACACGCGCGCGCGCACACUUUGAGCUCGCCUUGUUCAUGUGUGCGCGAGGAGGCGAGGUUAAAUCAGGCCGUUCCCAAGUCUCCGUGAAGGCUCGUUUAUAGGACACCACAGGGCUAAAGUGCACACUUUUAUUUAUUUGCGACCGAUUUGUUCUGUCGGCAAAGGAUCGAUUCUCGUUGAAAGUGCAAAUGCUUCCAAAAUUUAACGAGUUAGUUGUUUUCAGUUAAUAUAAAUAAUUUCUAACUUAUGCUUCCAUACAGGUUUCACAUGUGUUUGUUGUGUAGUAUUUAUAGAUUUACAUGGUUUUUUGUUAUAAGUUAUCUUUGAAAUUAUAUAUUAUUGAUUACAAUAGCAAUCGAUGAGGAGGAUGAUGCUGAUCAUAUUGUUAUAAUUAUUAUUAUUGUCCGAAAGCACAAAAGCAAAAAUAGCCUUCACACUGCUUCCCAGGCAUGAGUGCCGCUGUGCAUUGUGGGAUGUUCAUGCAAUGUAAUUGAGUCGCCUUGUGAAGAGCUGUCCUCUCUUUUAUGGGCCAUCGUCUGGUUUCAAAACUUCCAUGGCUGUCCAUCAAUCGAUACCAAUGAGCAGCUUUAUACAAUAAUUCCCCUGCAUAGACCCCCAUUCUUAGAACAGUUGUGUGUUGUUGGAUAUGUUGACUGUAAUCGGCUAUGCUUUGGCACAAAACAAGUGGUAAGAUGGUGUUUUAGAAUACUUUCGGUGAUAUCCAUACCACCGUGCCCGGAGUGAUGAUAGUUAUGGUGGUGGUAAUGAUGUGUCCGCUCCUUGAUCGGAUUUGAACUCCCAAUCGUACAGUUUGGGAACUCGCCUGCUCUACCAACUUAAGCUAUAUAUCUGGCACUGUUGUAACACGAAUAAUAAUACCUGUAAUAAUUAUCAUUGUAAUGUGUGGGGCGUUGUAGGAACGAGUGGUUCUGUCAGUUGUAGUUUCACUGGAAAAUGCAGUCAGUUAAAACUGGAAAACUAUAAGAGGACUACUGUCGGGAGAAGCUAACCUCACCAUGUGCACGCAAGCUUGGGAGAAACUAACCCAGGGGAUGUGUGUAACUUUUGACUGGAAUAGGUUUAUCCUUACGAGUGGGAUUCACUGGAAAUUGACAAUUACGUGACUUUUAUUCAGGUGGGGGGGGGGGGGGGGCAUACAGGAAAACAGGGAAAUUAUGUGAAUACAGGGAAAUUACUGGGAAACUGAUGCGGUUUGUUUUGCAAGCCCUGACGCAGCUCAGCUCAUUCCACCCAUGCUUUCAGACAGACCCGCUUUUGCAGAAUGUCAUAAAACGAAUUUGUUGACUGGGUUGUGUUAUACGAUUGUACACAGUAAAUUGAUGGUUCGAGAGGUUGGCGUACACAACGUGUUCUUAUUUGGAAGAAGCUGAUUUAACUGGAUAAAUGAAUGUCUCACUGAACCGUUCGAAAUGGCUUGUGUCGUCGGUGACCGCGAUUAAUCAGUGGCUUCGGCACAAGAUUCGUUUUAAGAGAGGGGAGUAAUGCUGUUGUGUUGUCUCUUCGGAUUCACAAUGUUUCGAUGGUUCAGGGAAACUGAACCAGCACCACUAGAUCCUGGGUUAGGAUCCCUGGCUCUCAUGCAGCACUAAAUCACGAUCUCACAUGUAGCAACAUUGAGAGAUAGACGUUUUACGGCACACAUUUUAAAUGCGCGAUCUGACCGAACAAAUCAAUUAUGAAUUAAAUCCACGUUUACCAGUUUUCACACUUUGUACAUUAAGUUGGCAUGUACUGUUUUAAAAUUACAACAAUCGCAUCGUCAUUAUUUUGGUUAAUAACUCCUGGUGUAGGAAAGGCAAAGACUAUGGCUUUUCAUCAAAAAAUAUAAUACACCUACCGUGAGUACAUUUUUUAAAAAUUAAAAUCCCUUGGGCCAAGCUGCUUACCAAUUUAUUGGCAUUUCCACACCUUGCAUCGAACACUCCAAACAGGUCCAGAUGGUUGACAAAACAAGUAGAUGAUCGAUGAAUCCUGACGGCAGACAGCAUUUCAUCCCUUAUGAACACGAGGGCCGAAGGAUUAAGUAAAGAAAGGUCUGGCCUUGGGUUUGUUUGCGACCCAAAAAGGGCCUUGAAGAUUGUGUUCAAUCGUGACACUUUAACCACAGAGCAUUCAGAAGCAAAGCAAACCAUGACAAAUUGACCGACGGAUAUUGAAUUGAGACAUACACUACUUAUCUAUUAACUUAAUUUGUUGUUAUUAUUAACGAUUUUGAAAGCACAUGUGUUUGAGAUUUAAGUUAUACGCUUGUUGUUGAUGUUAAUUUAAGUUAAUUGAAUGUAAUUUAAGUUCAUUGGCGUGGAGUGUGCUGUGAGUUUUAAUGUACUAUCGAACUGUCAUAUACAUUUUGGUGGAAUGGGACAAUUAUUGACCUGUUCUCUUCCCACCUCUCUGUCUCUCUAUCUCCCUUUGGCCCCCCUGGUCCACCUUUCUCUACGUCUCACCUUGUCUGUCUCUCUCUCUCUCAUUCACUGGCCAUCAUUUGCUCCUCUCUUCUGUCUCUCUCCCUCCCUCUGUCUUCCUUUUUCUGUCUCUCCCUCUCAUGUACUGGCUUUCUUGUAGUUGUUAGGAAUUUCACUAAAAAUGGCUUUUCAAAUAAACCUUUUUUAAACACUUUAA